AUGCUCUUACUAUUACUAAUAUCAACUGUCAGUGCCUUAUCAUCAGAUCCAGUAUUAGAGACUCAUGUUGGUAACUUUGUGGGUAAAACUUUAGAAUUUGGAAAUGGCAUCAAAGUGGACGCUUUUUAUGGCGUACCGUUUGCUAAACCGCCAGUAAAUGACCUUAGGUUUGAGGUAAGUUUUAUUUAUCAUUAGCUUGUUUAAAUAAUUCUGUGCCUUGUUUCAAAGCAAAUUUUUGGGGUUGGCAGACACAUAGUUGGCUGAACAACCUAAUACACUACAUAAGGCUUAAACAGACAAAAUUUUAGAAACCUCAAGAUGUAGAGUUUGUGAAAGAAAGAGAAGCUAAGACUCUGCCAAAAGUGUGUAUCCAACAAGACUACGAGAAUGCCUUGGAUAUGAGUGAAGACUGUCUUUACAUGAACGUCUUCAGACCUCAUGAAUCUGUAAGUCUAUUAUAACAUGUUUUUUUCGUUAUAGGCAAAAAAUUUUCAAUUCAGAGGUUUCUUGACUAUAACGAUAGCUAAAUCUCGUUAUAAGAAACUAUAAGUCAACAAACGUUUAUCUUGACUAUGACGAUCAUAACGAACUGUUUCUUAUAACGAGGUUAUAAUAAUCUUUUACUGAACUUUUACUAUGAAUCACUGUAAGACAUAUUCAGAGUGUAAACAAAAAAGGCUACCCAGGAUUGUUUUUCAUUCAUGGAGGCAACUUCCAAGUUGGCAGUUCUCACAUUCACUCUACUGAGUAUGUAGCUGAACAUUAUGUUAGUCAGGGUAUUGUAGUCAUCGUACCACAGUAUCGCCUUGGAUUGUUUGGUAAGAACUUUACGUUUUUGUCGUUUCAAUCUAAGAUAAUAUAAUACUGAAAAGUUUAAAAACUUUUUAAUUAACACUUUUGACUUUUUAUUUUUAAAGUUUUUUAUUAAGCACUCGGUACUGUAACAUAACUUAAUUCAUCAUUAUUAUAUAAUUAUGAAAAAUAUUGAUUUUAGGAUUCGCCUCAACCGGUCCAGAGCAGUUCGCCGGUAACUACGGACUGUGGGAUCUUCGCCGUGCCUUACUGUUCGUUCGUAAAAAUGCCAAUAAUCUUUACCUAGAUGCCUCUAAAAUCACAGUAGGAGGCCAUAAUGCUGGAGCAGCAGCUACCAGUGCAUUAAGUGUUAGCGAGCAUACUCGAGAUCUAUUUUUACAAUCUCUUCAGCUCAGUGGAUCCAUCUUUGCCGAAUGGACACUCAGUAAUCGACCGGUAAUUCAGACGGAGAAGAUUGUCGAGAUUCUGAAGUGCAACGAUCAGAGUUCGGCUUCUAUCAAGAAGUGUUUGAGGAAGAAGAGUGUCAGAGAGCUGGAGGUGGCGGCGGUCAAGGCUGUAGGUUUAUAUUGUUUUGGAUUGGCACUUUAAUAUAAGGUUUUUAAAGGCAAAUGGUUAAAAUCUUGUGUUAUAUUUGUAUUAUAAAAGGUCUUAGCAUAAAAAAACCUUAUUUUAGCAUUCAGUAGAAGGUGAGAUCAACUCUUUCGACUUCACACCACGAUUGGAUGCCGACUUCUUCACUUCUGAUAUUGGACAUCUGAUUGAAACAAGCAAACCAAAGUCAACGUUAUUCUCGCUGACGGAAAAUGAAGGACUUUUGUACUGUAAGAUCUAUUCUUGUACUAUAUUACAUGUUUCUACAAUAGAAGAGUAAAGUAGGGUAGGAUAAGAUGGAGUAGUUUUAGGUAGUUCAGAGUAAGGUAAGUCGUUGUAGCAGGGACGUCGCUACGGUUUUUCUCUGGGGGGGGAGGGGGGGUGGGACGGAGACCCAAAAAAAAGUUUAGCUACCUGUGGAUUUUUUUUUCGGAUUGGCUCUAGGGGGGGGGGAGUCACCCCGAAUAACCCCCCCAAACGACGUCCCUGGGUUGUAGUUAGGGCAAGUUAUAGUAGAGUAGGUUUGACAGAUCACCAAACAAGUUUACUCAUCUAGCUUUACAGAAAAAUAAAUUUUAUGUCACAGUACCCUAUACUAAUAUACUUUUAGCCAUUUACUACUCUCACGCGACAGAGAUGUUCCCCCAUACCUUAUCAGCCGAGAAAAAGAGUAAAUUCGGAUUGCGCGACUUUAUCCGCUUUGUAAAGGAAGUUAUUGCGCCCGAAAAUGUGUUUGGAAAUAAGCAUAAACAAGUUACGGACAAGAUCAUUGAUUUUUACUUGAAAUCAAAACCAAAAGAAGAACAUAAUCGAAAGUUUUACAUCGAAAUGUACGCUAAAGUAAGCUAAACUUCAGAUUUUGGGAUAUUUUUUAAAAUUUUGAAAGUUAAAAUUAAAAAACAUUUUUUAAUUGAAUUUAUACGAUUUUACAAUUCUUUGCUAACAUCAUUUAUCUAUUAUUUGUUUCAAAACUACAAUUAUUACCUAAAAUUUUGAUUAAAACUCACUCAACCAGACCUCAUGGUUAACAUAAUGUUUUCAGCUGAUUGGUGACAUAAUGUUUGUAAUGCCACAAUUGCUUGAACUCAGACACAAGACUGAGGCUGGUUGGGCGUUGUACAACAUACUGAACGUGCACAAUGAGUUCAUCACAAAGAAUCUGCGCCAUCUUGAAGUACAUAACACUACCCAUUCGAUCGAGUUUGCAUAUUUAUUUGGGAAAGGAGUGAUGGGGGAGCACAAGUUCUCGGAAUCUGAUGAGAAAUACAGGAAACUAGUCUUAGAUGCUAUUGUGACGUUUGUGAAAACAAGGUAAGUUAUAUUUUGUCGCUGGUUUGUUUUAAAGGUGUCGGAUCGACUGCACAUUGCAGUAUUUAAAUUUUUUGCGAAAUGCACCGUGCAGAUUAUAUUUUUUAAAAGUUUAAACCAGGUUGAUAGCCCAAUUAAAGUACUAUCUACCAUAACAUGUCCUGACUUUUCAGAUCGCCAAAAAGUGAUGACAGUCCCAACUUCGUCAAAAUUAACAGAAUUCACCCUCUGGUCUACACAGAGCUAUCGACUACUGCCACUAUUAAAGACCCUCUUUUUGCGAAUGAACUCAAAUUCUGGAGUCAGCUUACUAAUGACUAUGACUUUGAUAUCAUUCGCGGAAUCCACAAGAAAUCUCUACGGCUGCGGACUGAACUCUAA
Molecule: messenger RNA, 3093 nt
Organism: Bursaphelenchus okinawaensis
Lineage: Eukaryota; Metazoa; Nematoda; Chromadorea; Rhabditida; Aphelenchoididae
Source: the annotation of a GenBank genome assembly